GGUGUUUAAUACUCAAUACGCCUAAACUAGGUAGUAUAGAGGUACCUAGGUAUCUUUACUAUAAUGUCUACUUCUAUGAUUGAAGAGUGGGACUAUGUCAUAGUAGGUGCUGGAUUCCAUGGACUUGCCGUAGCGAAACAAUUACAUUGUACACAGCCUGACAGUACCCUGUUGAUACUUGAAGGCCAAUCUACCCUGGGCGGGAAAUGGGCCAAGAAUAGGCUGUUCCCAGGUAUAAAGAGUAAUAAUCUCUUAGGGACAUACGAAUACCCCGACUUUCCCAUGACUGCUGAUAAAUUCGGCGUCAAGCCGGGCGAGCACAUUCCUGGGGAAGUAGUUUACACUUACCUCAAAACGUAUGCCGAAGAAUUUGGCAUCAUUGAUUUCGUCAGACUUGAAACCACGGUCCUUACUGCGGAACACCAAGACACAGCAGAAGGCGGGUGGAUCUUAACGAUCAAGCGACGUAACCAACAGCAAACGAUCAAACUUCUUGCCCGUAAGCUUGUUAUUGCUACUGGAUUCUUGUCGGAACCUUUCAUGCCGAAAUUCAACGGACAGGACAAAUUUGACGGGAAGAUAUUUCACAGUAAGGACUUCCCGAAAAACUUGGAUACGCUGAAAGCAAAGACCGUCACUGUCUUCGGGGCUGGAAAGUCUGGAUGGGAUGCCGUAUACCAAUAUGCCCUUGCUGGCGUCAAAGUAAAUUGGGUCAUCCGGUCCAGCGGACACGGCCCUGUCUGGAUGGCGCCCCCAUAUGUAACGCCGUUUAAGAAGUGGAUCGAGAAACUUGCGAACAUCCGCUUUCUUACCUGGUUCAGCCCGUGUAUCUGGGGUGACGCUGACGGUUAUUGGGGUAUCCGUUAUUUAUAUCAUCAGACCGCGAUUGGCCGCUUCCUAGUAGAUCGCUUUUGGAAUAUACUCGGCCAGGAUGUCAUUACGCUGAAUAAACUCGACUCUCACCCGGAUACAGCCAAAUUGAAGCCUUGGCUUAAUGUCAUGUUCACGGGAUGCAGUUAUAGCAUUCUCAACUACGAGCAGGACUUCUUCGAGCUCGUUAGGAGUGACAAGGUCAAUAUCCAUAUCGGGGAAAUCGACCAUCUCAGCCCGGGGAAAGUUCGCCUUGCUGAUGGUACCGAGUUUGAAUCCGAGGUAUUUCUAGCGAAUACGGGCUGGACCCAUGUUCCACCUAUUAAGUUCCUCCCGGAGGGGAUCGAAAGGGAACUUGGAGUUCCUCAUGAAGUUGCAGAAAACGCGCCCGUAAAAGACCUGGCAAAUAACCGUACACUUCUGGGAAGGGCUGAUAAGGAAAUUCUGGAACGGUUCCCGAGACUCAAAUUACAGCCAGUAUGGAAGAGGAAUUUCGGUCCCCUUAUAGACCAGAAAGGAAUUAGCAUCGAUGAAAGAUAUCGUACACCCAUGACGCCAUAUAUGCUAUACCGCUUCCUUGUCCCCGCGUCCCCUCGUUUCCUACGGCCUCGAGAUAUAGCAUUUAUAGGCUGCCAGACCAACUUCAGUAACACCACCUCUGCUCACAUCACAGGGCUCUGGAUCAGCGCCUACUUUUUAGGAAAACUGACAAGGGAUCCUUCGAAGGCCAUCGACGAUAAGGGGGAGAUAGAUAAGUUACAAUACGAGACCGUGCUGCACAAUAGAUUUGGAAAGUGGCGGUAUCCCACCGACUGGGGGAAUAAAGGCCCGAAUUUCAUCUUCGAUGCCGUCCCUUAUUUUGAUCUACUCCAGCGGGACCUCGGACUGAAUCCGUUUAGGAAAGGUAAUGCUCUUAUGGAGAUAUAUGAUCCGUAUGGGCCGGAGGAUUAUCGUUAUAUCAAUGAAGAGUGGCUGGAAAAGCAAGCCUAA
This is a messenger RNA of Daldinia vernicosa, 1860 nucleotides long. RefSeq names its product FAD/NAD(P)-binding domain-containing protein. The record is from RefSeq and is a predicted model, not a curated record. Gene Ontology annotation, molecular function: N,N-dimethylaniline monooxygenase activity; flavin adenine dinucleotide binding; NADP binding. Bases 64 to 1860 code for a protein of 598 amino acids. The transcript is spliced from 4 exons. NCBI's taxonomy places the organism in Eukaryota, Fungi, Ascomycota, Sordariomycetes, Xylariales, Hypoxylaceae.